CCUUUUCUUUCUCCUGGAGGUAAAAGGAAUCUGGGCGGGUGAAACAAGAAAUAAGACGGGGGAGUAGUGACGGGCCUGACUCUGUAAACCGGGGAGGAAGAGGACCGUUCGUCUGCAAUUGAAUUAUCCAAUUUGCUUAAUGCUUUGCAACCGCACAGACGGAAUGCCUCGAGGAGACUUCAACAUCUAUUUUGCCAGCAGCCGACGUGGAUUUGUCCGAGCUGAAGAGGCGGUCGGUAUUAUUCUGCUGGUCAUCAUCCUGGCUGCGCUUCUCCUCCUGGGCUGCUGGUACUUUAAGAGGAGGGGUGGCUACAAAAAAAUAAGGAGCUCCAGGUCUGGGUCACCGACUUACACAGGAGGCCAAUAUUCCGAGGCUGGACCUUCUGCAGAAAACAAGAUGGCGCUGAUUGAUUUUGGCAGCCUACGAUCUAUGCCGAAUGCUCCUCCAGCCUAUGAAAAGAUCUCCUCAGGGCCAAUGCCUCCUCCCUAUUCACCCUAAAAACAGGACAACUAACCCGAUGCCCAGACGAGAAUAAAGCACGAGUUCAUCUGACGCCACAAUCUAACUGUUAAUCUUGUGUGUCUAAUAUUUACACAAUGUGGUUUCAAACCAGGAUUAAAAACUCUACCAUCAAUGGG
This is a messenger RNA of Syngnathus acus (greater pipefish), 639 nucleotides long. RefSeq names its product melan-A (gene mlana). The record is from RefSeq and is a predicted model, not a curated record. Bases 140 to 499 code for a protein of 119 amino acids. Gene Ontology annotation, cellular component: melanosome. NCBI's taxonomy places the organism in Eukaryota, Metazoa, Chordata, Actinopteri, Syngnathiformes, Syngnathidae. The transcript is spliced from 5 exons.